AUGGUCAAGGGUUUCAAGCUUAAGGACUUCUUGUCGCGUGAGAAAGAAGCGUCGAAAACUAACCAAAAAAAAGCGGCCAAAACUGCUCAAAAACCAAAAGAUUCAAGCAAAUCAGAGGAAAAACCAAUCGUCGUGACCCAUGAACAGAUUGUCGAAGUGAAACCGAUUGUCGGUGGUGCUGAAGUCGCAGAUGUGACGGAGGACUACCAAAGUCAGGUUUUGUCGAGAAAGGACCGGAGAAAACUAAAGAAACUAGAGAAAAAGAAGAAAUCCGACGACAAGAUCGAAGAGGGAGCGGAAGAAGAAGAUGAAGAGAACGAUGAAGAAGAAGAAGAAGAAGAAGAAGAAGAAGAAGCUGUACCCGCUGCUUCCAAUCUGGACCUCGAGAAGUUGGAAAUGAGUGAACCAGAAGACGAUGAGGAAGAGGAAGAAGAUGAAGAUGAUGAAGCAGAAGAGGAAGAAGAAGAAGAAGAAGAAGAAGAAGAAGAGGAAGAGGAUGUACCACUUUCAGAUGUUGAAUUCGAUUCUGACGCCGACGUGGUGCCUCACCAGAAAGUGACCGUUAACAAUACCAAGGCUAUGACACAUGCAUUGGAAUGCAUCCAAUUGCCAUGGAAAAAACACUCCUUCCAGGAACACCAAUCGUUGACAUCAGAGACCAACACUGACGAAGGCAUGAAGGACAUUUACGACGACACCGAAAGGGAGUUGGCCUUUUAUAAACAAUCUUUGGAAGCCGUGCAACAAGCGCAGCAGAAACUUUCAUCUCUCAAAGUGCCAUUCCAGAGACCUUUGGACUACUUUGCUGAGAUGGUCAAGAGUGACGAGCACAUGGAUAAAUUGAAGACGAAGCUUGUGGGUGAGGCUAGCGACCGCAAGGCUCGUGAAGACGCGCGCAAACAAAGACAAUUGAAGAAGUUUGGUAAGCAGGUUCAGGUGGCCACAUUACAGAGCCGUCAGAAAGACAAGAAAGAAACGCUCGACAAAAUCAAGUCGCUCAAGCAAAAGCGUAAGCACAAUGAAAUUGACGAUGCUGCCUUCGACGUGGGGAUCGAAGAGGCUGCUGCUACCGAUAAGCCCGAAAAGAGACACAGACCCAACGGCAAAAGGCUGGCGAAGGAUGCAAAGUACGGCAGCGGCGGUAUGAAGCGUUUCAAACGCAAGAACGAUGCUGACUCUUCUAACGACGUUUCCGGAUUUUCCACCCGGAAAAUGAAGGGCAAGCAAUCACGUCCCGGUAAGAGCAGGCGUUCUAAGCGUUUCUAA
This is a messenger RNA of Lachancea lanzarotensis, 1266 nucleotides long. It is a transcript of the gene EBP2, whose product is annotated as LALA0S11e04126g1_1. Bases 1 to 1266 code for a protein of 421 amino acids. Gene Ontology annotation, biological process: ribosomal large subunit biogenesis; rRNA processing. Gene Ontology annotation, cellular component: preribosome, large subunit precursor; nuclear periphery; nucleolus. The record is from RefSeq and is a predicted model, not a curated record. NCBI's taxonomy places the organism in Eukaryota, Fungi, Ascomycota, Saccharomycetes, Saccharomycetales, Saccharomycetaceae. The transcript has a single exon.